GACUCGGUUCGCCUCCUGGCUGUGGAGGCUUGCGUCCCCCUCUCGGAGCUCCUCCCCUCGGAGGACGUGGAGCAGUACGUGAUGGGGGUGCUGAGGCAGGCAGCGGAGGACAAGAGCUGGAGGGUGAGGUACAUGGUGGCAGACAAGUUCAACGAGAUCCAGAAGGCCGUGGGCCCCGAGAUCACCAAGACGGACCUGGUGCCCGCAUUCCAGAACCUGCUCAAGGACUGCGAGGCGGAAGUCCGGGCGGCCGCCGCCCACAAGGUCAAAGACUUCUGCCAGAACCUGCCCGGAGACAUCCAGGAGUCGGUGAUCAUGGGCAACGUCUUGCCGUGCGUCAAGGAGCUGGUUGCGGACGCCAACCAGCACGUCAAGUCCGCUCUGGCGUCCGUCAUCAUGGGGCUCUCCCCCAUCCUGGGGAAGCAGAACACCGUGGAGCACCUGCUGCCCCUGUUCCUGUCCCAGCUGAAGGACGAGUGCCCGGACGUGCGGCUCAACAUCAUCUCGAACCUGGACUGCGUGAACGAGGUGAUCGGCAUCACCCAGCUCAGCCAGUCCCUGCUGCCGGCCAUCGUGGAGCUGGCCGAGGACUCCAAGUGGAGGGUCCGCCUGGCCAUCAUCGAGUACAUGCCCCUGCUGGCCGGACAGCUGGGAGUCGAGUUCUUUGAUGAAAAGUUGAACACAUUGUGCAUGACCUGGCUGGUGGAUCAUGUAUUUGCCAUCAGGGAGGCAGCCACCCAGAACCUGAAGAAGCUGGUGGAGAAGUUUGGUGCAGACUGGGCCACCAGUACUGUCAUCCCCAGGGUGCUGACCAUGGCCCAGGACCAGAACUACCUUCACAGGAUGACCUGCCUCUUCUGUGUCAACGUGCUUGCGGAGGCUUGCGGGCCGGAGAUCACGGCCAAGUGCAUGCUGCCCACUGUCCUGACGCUGGCCAACGACAACGUGGCCAACGUGCGCUUCAACGUUGCCAAGACACUGCAGAGGGUGGGACCCCUGCUGGAGAACGCUGUCUUAGAAAGCCAGGUGAAGCCCUGCUUGGACAAGCUGAACAACGACAACGACAUGGACGUCCGGUAUUUCGCUUCGGAAGCACUGGGAGCCAUACCUCACAGCAAUGCAGAGUGCGAAAGAAUAAUCAGUAGUUAG
Molecule: messenger RNA, 1149 nt
Organism: Uloborus diversus
Lineage: Eukaryota; Metazoa; Arthropoda; Arachnida; Araneae; Uloboridae
Gene: Pp2A-29B
Product: serine/threonine-protein phosphatase 2A 65 kDa regulatory subunit A alpha isoform-like
Biological process (GO): protein dephosphorylation
Cellular component (GO): protein phosphatase type 2A complex; cytoplasm
Molecular function (GO): protein binding; protein phosphatase regulator activity
Source: RefSeq, a predicted model, not a curated record